Chenopodium quinoa (quinoa) is the source of this 677-nucleotide messenger RNA. Its product is annotated as calcium-binding protein PBP1-like. The record is from RefSeq and is a predicted model, not a curated record. NCBI's taxonomy places the organism in Eukaryota, Viridiplantae, Streptophyta, Magnoliopsida, Caryophyllales, Amaranthaceae. The transcript has a single exon. Gene Ontology annotation, molecular function: calcium ion binding. The coding region runs from base 183 to 533 and encodes 116 amino acids.
UCAUUUCACACCCCAUGUCUCUUUCUCCGCAACUCCCUUCUUCUUUCCCUUUCCUUCCUUACUUUCCCAUUAUUUAUCCCCUUCUCUCUUCAUCCAACUCAAUAAUCGCAACAAAAAUCCGAAACAAACCCAAGAAAAACUAAUCUUCUAAUCAAGGUUUCCGAGUUUUACAACGAACAAAGAUGGCGUCUUCAAAGAAGAACGAGCAACAACAAGUAUUCCAAGAUCAACUCCCAUUAAUGGCGGAAAAGCUAGGAGGAGAAGGCUUAAUUGGAGAAUUAUGUAAAGGGUUUGAAUUGUUAAUAGAUAAUGAUAAAGGGGUUAUUACAUUUGAUAGUUUAAAGAAGAACGCAGCUAUUUUGGGGUUGCAGGAUCUUACGGAUGAUGAUUUAAGAAGUAUGUUACGUGAAGGCGAUUGCGAUGGCGAUGGCGCGCUUAAUCAGAUGGAAUUUUGUGUUUUGAUGUUUAGAUUAAGUCCUGAGUUGAUGGAUGAAGCUGAGUUUUUGCUUCAUCAAGAACUUCAGUUUUUUUGAAUUUUUGAAAAGGGGGUUUUUGGAGGGGAUUUUUGUGCUUCUUAGUUUGAGGCAAGUUUGUAAUUGAUGAUUCUUUUGGCCAUUUUUAAUGAUGGAUUUAUACAUUAUACAUGAUUAUGUUGGGUCUUAUGAGAGUUUUUUCAA